GUUAUUUAUUAUACAUAUAUAUAUAUAUUUAUGCAUUGACAUUGUCGGCACCAAAUACACGAUUGGACAAAGGAUAAAACUGUCCACAUAGACAAGUGUACUGUAUACAUUGUCUCUUUCUGAAUCUGUGCAAUCCCCUGUUUACUAUCUGCUGCUGUCAGAAAAAUGCAUUUGAUAAAUAGGGGCGUGUUUCCUUCGAAGAAUGGGUUUUGUGUGUUUUGGCGUGUAAUGUCUUGCGUGUCAAGGGCACAUUGGCCAUUACAGCGACACACACACACAGGUUAGACCUUUGGCUUGACAUUAUGUAAAUCUGAACCACUUUCAUGUCUUUUAUAGCGGCGGCGUCAAGUGCACAAACACAUCAGUACAAACUGAGUCAUGACGUGAGGAAUACGGACGUCAGGUCCAACAGGGCGUGGGUAAUUAAAUCUGCUGUAACAAUAUGAGUUGUAGAAUUACAUAAAGAAGCGCUUCCAGAAUGUUUUGAGUUGUUUUUAUACCCAUUGCUUUCUACUCUGUCAUCUAUAUUUUGGCCUUUUAGUAGGUUCUUUAGAUCCCCUUCAGGAGCUUGAGUGGUUAAUGAAGGCUCAAGAAGAUUGAUAGGAGGUAAUAGUGAGUAAUAACACUAAUUGGUGGUAAUCACAGCGCUUCUAAAGCGGUAUAUCAGUGUGGGUAAACAGGGGCCUAGUUCUUUUCAGUGGGCUCAGCCAGAGUGCUCUCUCUUUCUCACAGCAGAGCCUAGCAACAGUCUGUCCUUCCAUUUUACUGGGUUUUGACCAAAUAACUCAGCUGGUCACUCAUCCCUUUGUUCCCUCUCUUUUCUGCCUCUGCCAAACAUGCCAGAUUCCAUGUGUCAGAGAGAGAGGAAGGAAGGGAGAGAGGGCUUGCACAUGAUUUCCAGAAAGGGGAAUAAACCCCAUGCUGCCUUCUCAUAUAUCUGACCCACAUUAAGUCAUUUCUCCCUCGUUCUGAGCCCGCUCCUUUAAUUAAUGGCUUUAGUGAAAGUGAUGAUGGUAGUUUUUUUGUCAGGGUUAAGGUGACCACAUCUACUCCCAGAAAUCGCUGGAGCGACAGUGAAGCGUGUCGUGUGUUUAAUCAAUCAGUAUGCACGGCUCUAUUUCUGUUUCCCAUUUUAUGCUAGGCUAAGCUAGCUGACGGGUAUAAUGCCUAAUUGAAAGAUAACAUUCAUCAAACGGUCCAUUCAUUAUUUUUUUCCCCCACUGGCGUUUCCUCUCAGUUAUUGCUUGUCGUGAACAACUCUUGCAGAGGUUCACCCAUGAUCACCAUGAUCAGAUGAGCUGUCUCUUUGCCGCACAAAGGAGCAGCAGACCUGCAAGUUAGCGCUAUCUGAACUCCUCACCAACGACUCCACCAAUGUUGAACGCAGCCAUGAGGACAAAGAAGAUUGAAAAGAAUGAUCAGAAUGUUCUCAAUAAGCAUAAAAUAUUCUUUAAACCACCACUAGGUUUAUAGGGAACUUGUUAAUUCAUGUGACAAUGGCAUGCAAUGAUGAUGUGUGCCCCAAAUGACCGCUCCAUCACGCAACAGCUCCAGCCUCUGAAGGCCCCCCACAACACAAGAAAUUGGGCCUUGGCUCAGAGCUUCUGGGGCCCGAGGGUGCCUUGUUUUACCAACAGCUCGACGGCGGCAGAAUAAGCCAGGGCGAAUUGUUACGCAACAGUUUAGUGAGGAUGAAUAGGAUUCGGCCCAGGUUCAGUGGAUGCCAGUGGAAAUGAUGGGAAGAGAGUAGCAGCUAGGUUAAUCCCAGAGGGAGUCCCCCUGGGACCUGGCCCUCACAGCUCCUCCAUGUUUUCUUUUCAGCGUUAAAUGUGUUUGUUGAAUGUCUGUCAGAGACAGCGAAGCAGCAGAAAGUAGGAGGCUGGUUUCUGUGGGUUCAGCAGCAGAGCAGGGUGGUUAAUCCCUGCAGCCCCCAACACAAGGGCCAGCCAAACCUCUAGGGGUCCCCCCCGCCUUUUCCUACUUUGCUAACCUCUCAGCUGCUAAUCUUCUCUUAAGUUCUUCGUCUCCUCUCUGCUCCUCUCCUCCCUGCCAACAUGGCCGCCCUCAGGCACCCAGCCAACAAUCCUACUGUCUCUCUGUGGGUGACAUCACUAGUUGGCACACGGAGGCAAGGGGGGAAAUAAUUAGGUUUAGAUGCCUGAAGUAACUGUCUGUGUGUAUAUGUGAGUGAGGUGAUGUAGAAGGGAAUUCGCAAGGCCUUACUCAACAAGAAGCACGUAGAUUGUUAUGAUCAGUAGAAAGGGAAAACAAAGACGAACAAUGUUGUUUAUCUGAAGGCUUAAAUGGGAUGGCUGUACGGAAAGAAUAACUGGAGAAAAAGAUAAUAAUUUAUAUUUAAAGUUGUGUUCAAGCAACAAAAAAUAACAAAUUUUGCCCUCUCUUACUUGUCAACUCUUGUGUUCAAAAAUUUCUAAAAUUCAUUAGAGCCAGAACGUCACGUGUGGUCGGGUUUGGAGUUAACUGUGACGGUGGAGGCUGAAGAGCAGGAGGCCCUGCCUUAAUAACUCACUAUAGACUCCAUACAUGACCACCCCAGCAAGGCCCAUCCGUUCACCGCUCUUCGCGCUAUAUACACACCCUACUUAGGGAGAAGCCUUUGUCUGAACGACGCGCUUUGUCAGCCUCUAUUUAGUGGCUUCUUUACGACAGACUCAGCCCUUUGAAUAUUAACUGUGUGAUCACUCUUGCCACACAAGCAGCCGCCCAGGACCCCCUAUCAAUGCAGCCCGGCUCCCCAGCACUCCCGCUUCAGGGCUUUGUGCCCGACCACGGAUUGGUAUACAGGCUCUUGCGGUCUCUCGUCAGCCAGCCUCUGGAGACAUUUACUUUCCAUUCCUCUUCUGACGUCAUUUAUGAAUCUUUUGAGUCGUUUUACAUACGGGGAGGCUUAAAACCAGGGGUUGAACAUAAAAGCCUUUCAUUUCACGAAAAAGAGACAAAGAUAAGAAGAAAAGAAGAGGGUAGAAAGGGCCUUAUUUGUCUUUCUAUGUCACUGUGCUAUUGUAAACCUCUAGUGAAGUGCGACUGUAGUUCUGGCUAGUGUAAUGACCGUAGCAGCUGGGGCAGGAAGGCGACGGAGGGUGGGAGAGUCUACCCUGGUGUUUUUGCAGGCCAAUAAUCCCCUUUAUUGAGUCUCAGGAAAUCCUAAUUGGAGUCGGAAGUGGCUCUAGUGGCCAGAUGUGCUAAGACUAACAGAGUUAACCCAACCCCCGAGGACAACUGACCACAAGCACCUCGGUGUCCUUUUUCCACCCUGCUGAGUUUAGGUUGAGCACACAAACAUGCAAGGCCUCUUGACCGCGAGCACAUCCACGAAACUCUCCUCCAAGCCGACCGGAGGAAUUCCGCUUUGUCAAGACCGAACGGACACGCUGGUGUGCACACAUGCACCCAGUGUUAAAGUUUGCUGUGACAGUAGACAGGUUGGUAAACACAGCAAGGCAUCAGCUGCGCACGGUCUAUGAAAACACAGUGUGGCGCAGAGUUCAGCCGCCCCUCUUUGCCUGCUCUCACAGUCGAUUAAGAGAAUCCACAAAAAGUGUCGCUAGCGUUGCAAAAGCACAUAGUGGGAAUUCUUCCGCGAUCGAUGUGCAGAAAGCCAAAAAGUUCUGGCAAAAAGAUGAAAGCGCCAAAACCGAAAGCUACUGCAGAUAACUUUUCCUCAAGCUUGACUCACCGUCCUCCCCUUUCUGUUUCCAUGAUGGUUUGUAUCAUUGUCUAAUGGCCUGUCUGUGAACCCUUAAAGUUACAUUGCGCAGCCGCGUGCCUGCCUUUCUUUAAGUCUUUUAAUAUUUUGUAUGAGCGCGGACGGAUGUGUUCUAAGUUCUCAUGUACAAAGCACUCACUUGCGACUUAAUAUCAGCGCACACUGGCACUUGCGUGUGAGCGAAUUUAGGAAAAUAGAGCAAGAAACUGAGAUUGUUUAUGUGUUGUCUGUCUCUUGCUGUCUUUCCUUAUCAGACGGUCUCACCAAAGCCAGAGAUGCUUGUCAAAGCGUUCUGGAUAACUGCACGUGAUCUGAGCGCAGCUGAAAACCGACAAAGAUCAGAGGAACCUGGAUUUGAUUUAGGAAUACCCUCCCAGACCUACUGUCCCGGUCUAGAAUCAGACCCAGGUGCACGUUUUUUCCCCAUACAUACAUACAUACACACAUUACGCGUGUAAUACUCCCGCAGAGCUCCAGUCACACUGACCUAUUUACUCCAUGGAAAUGGCUAAGACCCAGGAGGCAGACCAGACUCAGCAGAGGCUGAGUAACACGAAGCCCCCAUACUGUGAUAUCAAUAGUUUCACAUGGAAAAGUUUUACAGCCACUUUUACACACUAUAUAAAUGGGGCAUCUGGGCAAAAAAUCUAUCGUAUUGAUUUCUCUACUUCCGGAUUCGUUUCUGCAGCGUGAAAAACCAGUUGGAGUUGAGGUCACUGAUUUAAAUCACCAUUGCACAAGCACUAAAAUAACUUUUGCAUGUGUGAGGUCUCGCGAUUAUUUAAUUUUUCUGCAAGGGCUUCCAUGCACCUGUAAUACAUAAUGUGCGUAAAUGUUAGAGGAGGAGGGAGCUAAUAGCCCUCACCCCUGUGCAACCCCUCUGGGACUUCAAAGCGAGAUUAAGAAGGAGAGAGGGCGAAGGGCUAACACUUGCUGCUUGGCUGCAACUACCCCACUGAACCUAAGGGCUGAGCUGCGGGGUAGUUGGCACUGGGAUCUCAUGCGUUAAGCCUUAUUUAUCCAUUCAGGAAAAAAAGGGCAGGCAGCUUCGUUAAGACAUCAAAUGAAAAGCCACACUUGACAGUCAACUAGCGCCGAGAGGUUUCCGUGGAUGAUUUCAGUCCAUGCAGUGCAGCUGAGCCCAAAUGCAUAGACUCUCUCUCUCUCUCCCUCUCAUACUGACGCACACAAAUGUUACACAUGAACACCCUCAUGCGCAUUCAUUCACCACAGAAUGGAUCAAGAGAAGCCCAUGCACUGGAGCUCACUGUUAUGCAAAAUGGACCAACCAGCUGGGAGUGGGCUGGUACACAUCACAGACUGUUUUGUUUCCUCGCAAUUUAACUGUCUUGGUAAAAGAAGUGAAUGAUGCCAAGUUAACUCCUCACUAUUCAUUUACCACGGUCACCGUGUCCGUGUUGCCUGGAUGCUGGCAUAAUAUGCGGAAUUGUGCAGGGUUGAUCGGGCCCUCCGCGGACUAUAAAGCUGCCGUCUCUCAACAGUGGCAUUUCCUUGUAUUCUGAGAAGUGCACUGUACUCUGAAAAGUGAGUGACUGAAUAGAAAGUGAAGUUUCCUGAGAGAGGUUUAUUCUGGCACGGUACACUAUAACAUGCCCUGCUGCUCAGGCGCAACAAUAGCCAGGAUUUUGGGGUCAUAACCUCCUAAUUACUGCAACCCCCGAAGUGAUGACGACCGACUGUCAGCGUGGCCUGUGAGAGGGGCUACCUGAGCCGGACUCAGGAGCCACCAGGUGACAUGAGCCAGGGAGUGCUCCGGCACCUCAGAUGAAAGGUCUGUGUUAUGGGUCUACGACCAAGCACCUGGGCCAUUUCAGCACCCUAGAGGGACUUCUAGCCUCUUAGCUUUCACCUAUGCAUUGCUCUCAGGGCAGGGAAGACAUGCAGACAUUAUUUCCCAUGUCCGAUAGCCAUCUACCCUCUCUCGCUCUCAGGUUCUCAAAAGCAGAAUCCUCAUGAUCAAGGCCUUCUGCACUAAUCACAGAUUAGAGUCCUGCCUACCAUGAUGAUUAGCCUGAAACAGACACUAAUCAAGUUGUCCGCGCAGCUCCUGACAGUUGACAAGCUUUCACGCGUAAUCUUAUCUGCACAAACAUUGUUGUUAAACCACUAUAUGAGAUAUCGACCGAUUGAAACAUUUUUAUUUUUUUCAAAGAUCAAGGAGACAUGGCGCAUUAAAGCUUUGAGCUAUUGAUUUUAAUGUUGAUCUUAACACUUUUAUUUAAUCUUUUGUCAGCGCGACUCAGAUUAGCGUUCAGCUCCAUUAUUACAUCUUUAAAGGCGAGAUGCGGAGCAAAGAUCGAGCGCACUCCCACCUGAAAGCUCUAAAUCCGCCCAUGGGAAAACUGGGAGGAUACAAUAAAGGCAUAUCAGCGUGGGGGCGCGCGCUUGCGCGUUCGCGUUGAGCUGUGUUGAAGUUUCUCUGUUGAGUUGAGGAAGACAAGAGAGUGCAGCGAGUGGAGCUGAAACAUGUCACAGGGGUUCAAGUAGAUAGCUUCUGCAAACAACAAAGUAUGGACUACAUUUCUGGAAGUUUUUCUGCUGGAUAUAACCGAUAGUUCGUGGUGUUUUCAGACGCACCUUCCUGGACAAGUGUGCCCGUCAACUGCAGGCUGGAGUUAUUGAUUGACCUUUGAACUACAGCUCACUGGAUACUUUGCGAAGACGUCACUGGCUGAGCGAGUGAGCAGAGCCUGUUUGUCCGCUGUCACCCCUCCCUCCUACAACCAGGCAGCCUCUAUGCACAUCAACCUGACUGUGGUCAUCAAGGAAUCCCGUGCCUUUCAUGGAACACUGCCUGCCCAUCCCUCCACUGUCCCAGACACUGUGGAAGUGACAGCCAUGGAGCCACGUCUGGUGCUGGUCACCCCUCCGCCGCCUGCCUUAGCGCCCCCGCCGCCGCCGCCCCCUCCUCCCCCACCCCCACUCGCGUCCUCCUCGCCCUUCAGCCGGGCGGAUAGCGCCCGCCGGAGCCGCUUGCGGAAGCUGAACUGGGAGCGCAUUCCCAAAGAGAAGGUGGAGGGGAGGAAGAGCGUGUGGAGUGGGGCGGCGCCAGGCGAGGAGGAGUUCCCCAUAGACCUCCACUCUCUGGAUGAACUGUUCGGCCAGAGGGACAGCAAGCCGAGGGACAGACCCAGCACCCUGAGGCGGCAGUCCGCUCUGCUGCGCUGCAGGUCCCCCCAGGAUACAGCGGUAGAGAUCUCCUUAUUGGACUCCAAACGCAGUAUGAACAUUGGAAUAUUUCUACGCCAGUUCAAGAUGCCUGCUAAGGAGAUUGUUGAGGACAUCAGACAGGGCGUCGGAGACCGCUUCGGAGCAGAAAAGCUCGCGGAGCUCUGCAAAUUGCUGCCUGACAAUGAGGAGGAGUCUCGCCUGAGGAGGUUCAGUGGGGACCGGAGCUUGCUGGGAGAGCCCGAUCUUUUCCUGCUGCUGCUGGUGGAAGUCCCCAGCUUUCGGCUGCGUCUGGAUGCCAUGAUCCUGCAACAAGAGUUUGACCCUGCUGUGACCUCUCUGUGUGUGGCAGCCAGAUGUCUGACAGAGGCGGCCAGAGAACUGCUGAGCUGUCCAGAGCUGCACUCCAUCCUAAGAUUGGUGCUGAAGGCAGGGAACUAUAUGAAUGCUGGUGGCUAUGCGGGGAAUGCUGCUGGUUUUCGAAUUUCAUCACUACUCAAGCUGGCGGACACCAAAGCCAACAAGCCGGGCAUGAAUUUGCUGCAUUACGUUGCUAUGGAAGCUGUGAAAAAGGACCAGAGUUUACUGUCAUUUCCCAGCCAACUAGGCCAUGUUGGCUCCGCCUCCAGGUUGUCUGAGGAGUCUGUGCUGGAUGACUUAUCCAAGUUAAAAAGCAGAGUGGCAUCUCUUAAGGAUAACACGCAGACUCAGGCAGAGAUUUGGCAGCAAACACAACUUUUUCUAGAGAUGGCUGAGAAGCGCCUGAACGAGGCAGACGACGAGGUGGAGGGUAUGAGGAUGUCGAGUGAGGCUCUGGUGGAGUUCUUCUGCGAAGAUGACGGCACUUUCAAACUAGAGGAGGCCUGCAGGGUCUUCCAUUUGUUUUGCCAUCGCUUCCAAAAAGCCGUCCAGGAAAAUGCCGAACGGGAACAGAAGGAGCAGAAACGUUUGGAACGUCAGCGUGAGAUCGGAGAAAAGCGCCGCUCUCUGGCAAUUUGUACGGGACUGGACCUGGCCCUGAGCCAUGCCAAGGAACAUGAGAGUCAGGACAACCGAGAUGAGCUGGAGAAACUUCUGGAGAAGAAUUUGACCCACACUUGGAGUCGUCGUAGUCUUAGAAGGUCGGAUUCCCACAGAUACUCUGACCACCCCCUGCGCAGCGACACCCAGCCCCACAACUCCGCCAUGCUCAAGAGAUUUCCUGAGCUGGGCAGCAGCCCGACAUCGACCAGUUAUCACUCAAACAGCUCCUCUGACCAUGAGAACACUGCUGUGCUUUGCAGCUCACCUGAGACUGAUGACACAUGUUCCCCCAUCGACCAAGAACCUGUUCUGGACAGAGGGAGCAGGGCUCAGCACGGCCCAGAAACAAACCUGAGCAUGAAAGCAGUUCAAGACUCGCACAUUGCAAAAUUCAGUCAUUCCCAGCACGGAAAUAGCUUCAGAGUGAAGCAACAUGGGCCUGAUAGCCUUUCUUACAUGCACCAACCAAAGGCAACAGGACUUGAGAAAGAAGCAGAAUUUUCACAUGGUGAACACAUGGCUACGAACAGUUCCAGUACACACUCUGUUGCUAAUAAUACAGACACACCAGCCCAGUGUGUUAAAAGCCAGGCCUCCACUUACAGGUUUGGCAAAACAGUGACAGAUGGUAAUAGUCCUCUUCUUCAGAGUAAAUCUGAUGGCUCUUGUGUCACUGAAGUUGAACAGACUGUUCAUACGAGUGGAAUACCUUCUCAUAGGGGGACUGAGAUGCUGAAGUACCAGAGAUCUGAGACCAAAUCACAGUCAUCUGUAAAUGCUCCAGAUGAAGUCCACAUGCAGCCUCAGAGGAGAGACUCACCUUCCACUAAAACAAGGGCUGCUACGCCUUUAACAAAACAGACGGGCACAGAAAGUGUGUCUACACCUGUAGAGGAGAACUGGAUGCCGUCCAGUCUGCCAGAGUUCAGCCAGUCACAGCCAGAGGAGGAGCCUGACUUGCCGAGUGCUGAGAGGGAGACUGGAAGGUCAUACUCCCGCGUGGGGGAAACGCUGGAGUGCCACACUCUGGUGAAAGGCCUCCGAUCCUACGAGGCCUUGUCGCCCCCAGCCUCCCCACUCCCACUCCCACGACCCGCACCGAGCCUCUGCUCCAAGUGGAGGAAAGAGAGAGAGGUCGACCUUCGAGGGGGGACAACUCAAGGGUCUCCAGCGUCCAAGGAGGAGACCCGGGCCAUGAAGAUCCCCGUGCGCAGUGGGAUAGGGGCCAAGAGGGGACUUGUGUCACGUGCAGGUCCUUCCAAUGCAACAGGCAUCCCCAGGGUGCGCUCUAAAACAGAGCCUUCGAACGCAGCCUCAGUCGCCACGAAUCCGCCCAAUCCUACACGGCUGUCUGUUACUCGAAACAUAUCGAUGCGCUUGUCUCCUAUCACCAGGCCACCUGUUGCAGAGGUGAAACGAAGCAACAGCGCACGGGAGAGAACAAGCGAGACACAGACUCCUGGAAAGUCCACUCUGACCCACAGGCCUUCAGGCAGAUCCGUCGCCGAGAAGGUUUCCGGCAGCGCCCAGCCGGCCUUCAUCAGAGGAGUGCCUGUCCGUGUGUCCAAACGACUCGCCCCAAACUCUGAGACUCAGACCCCGUCCCAGCCUCGCAAUGCCCACAGCCCAUCCUCCGCCACAGCCAAGACGAUACGAACGGCCGUCAUAUCGGCCGCCCGGAAUAAAAGUGCCAAGACACCAGGCGCAGGCUCCUCUCCCGCCGGCUCUAAAAUCCCCUCAGCCUCACGGAUACCUGGUUCCAAAAUGCCUCGAGCUGCUGCAGCUCAGCCGCUGUGGAAGUGAUGAUGGAGGGGAUUAAGUUCCUGGCCAGUUUGCUCAAACGUCUCCUAGAUUCCUGGUCUUAUCCCUCAACGGGAGUUUAUCUAAAUGCAACUUUUGUGAAAUUUCUAUGUAUGGCUAAGUGUUUAGGUUUUGUGUGUGUAAAAGGAAGAUGCACUAGGAGCUUUGGGGAUCUCUAGUGUUUCACGUAAGAGUAUGAUAGUGGAUCCUCUACAAUCUACCUCUUUUACACCCAUUUGUGUCCUUUGCAGGCAAUAGGACAGAAAAAGAAGAUGUGUCUUACAAUAACUGCUCACGUGUAGAAAAAAAAAAUUCACAUUUGUAAAAGGCCACCAGGUGAACACCACACUGUGUUAAGCAUUGGAGGAAAAAAUGUCUGUUUUAUUUUAGGAACUUGUCCAAAUGUCGUGUGAGUCUUUUGUGAUCAUUGUGUUCUCGGACAUGUUUGUCUUGCAGUCCGAACUGAACGCGGUACAAUGCUGAACUGUUCAUCCUCUUGUUGAGAGGCCUCACCAUUUUGAUGCACUUUACAAUCUGAAGAAGGCGCAGUAAGGGGGUGCCUACUGUAAUUUUUUGUCAUUUUCUUUUAUUUUAUAUUAAGAUUCUAUAACUUAAUUGAAUAGCAUUUGUUGUUAUUCGCUGUAUUAUGUGGAUUUGUAAAUAAGAGAAGAUGAAUAAAGAAAGUGCUGUGAA
Mugil cephalus (flathead mullet) is the source of this 10432-nucleotide messenger RNA. RefSeq names its product FH2 domain containing 2 (gene fhdc2). The transcript has 12 exons. Bases 6485 to 9742 code for a protein of 1085 amino acids. The record is from RefSeq and is a predicted model, not a curated record. Lineage: Eukaryota; Metazoa; Chordata; Actinopteri; Mugiliformes; Mugilidae.